UUUUCGAAGUGAGCAGACGUGCUGUCGCGAGUUUUUGUCGGGUGUGUUUUGUUUCUGUUACAACGAAAAUUUACGACGAAAGUGCGCCAAAAACGGAAACCGAAAUAUUCCCAGCUAAAAAACAUUACAAAGAUAAAGGAAGUGAAGUGUGUAUUCAAAGUGCUAAAGAAAAAAGUCAAAACCUACAAAAGAUUCUCUACUUAACCCCAAUCCAAAAGCUUCUUCUUCAAGAUGGUGUAAGGAACGUAAACUUGAAGCACUCUGGGAAGAAUCACAAUUCAAUUAAAAUGCAAUCAACUAAAAAUCAAACACAUUUGGCUGUGAGCUAUUUGAUCUUUUUGCUCUUCAUAUUCCAUUUGCUGGCAUUGCCCACUGAAGUGAAGAGCAGUAAGGAUAAUCAGCAGCAGCCAGGAUCACGACGUUUCUCACGCGACUCGAAUGCAGCACGCGAACGACGACCCAAUAUCAUAUUGAUUCUAACCGAUGAUCAGGAUGUUGAGUUGGGUUCAUUGAACUUUAUGCCACGCACCUUGAGAUUGCUGAGAGAUGGCGGAGCAGAGUUUCGUCAUGCCUAUACCACCACACCCAUGUGUUGUCCGGCCAGAUCGUCCCUGCUGACGGGUCUCUAUGUCCACAAUCACAUGGUCUUUACCAACAAUGACAAUUGCUCCAGUCCCCAGUGGCAGGCCACCCAUGAGACGCGUUCCUAUGCCACAUAUCUAUCAAAUGCUGGCUAUCGCACUGGCUAUUUUGGCAAAUACUUGAACAAGUAUAAUGGUUCCUACAUCCCUCCAGGAUGGCGUGAAUGGGGCGGCUUGAUCAUGAAUUCGAAAUACUACAACUACAGCAUCAAUUUGAAUGGCCAGAAGAUAAAGCAUGGCUUCGACUAUGCCAAGGACUAUUAUCCCGAUUUAAUAGCCAACGAUUCGAUAGCAUUUUUGCGUUCAUCAAAGCAACAGAAUCAAAGGAAACCCGUAUUACUAACGAUGAGUUUUCCGGCUCCCCACGGGCCAGAGGAUUCUGCACCGCAAUACAGUCAUCUUUUCUUCAAUGUGACCACACACCAUACUCCAUCCUACGACCACGCCCCCAAUCCGGAUAAGCAAUGGAUCCUGCGGGUGACAGAACCCAUGCAACCGGUGCACAAACGUUUCACAAAUCUUCUCAUGACCAAACGUCUGCAGACUCUGCAAAGUGUCGAUGUGGCCGUGGAAAGGGUCUACAAUGAGCUCAAGGCAUUGGGUGAGCUGGACAAUACGUACAUUGUGUACACCUCAGACCAUGGCUACCAUUUGGGGCAGUUUGGUUUAAUCAAGGGCAAGAGUUUCCCCUUUGAGUUCGAUGUUCGUGUGCCAUUCCUAAUAAGAGGUCCUGGCAUACAGGCCUCCAAGGUGGUCAAUGAGAUUGUGCUUAAUGUGGACUUGGCUCCAACGUUUCUAGAUAUGGGUGGAGUCCCAACCCCCUCACAUAUGGAUGGCAGAAGUAUUUUGCCUUUGCUUCUCAGCAGAAAUCGUGCCGUGCGAGACAAUUGGCCGGAUAGUUUUCUUAUUGAAAGUUCAGGGCGUAGAGAGACGGCCGAACAGAUAGCCGAGUCCCGGAGACGCCUUCAAGCGGAGCGACAUGACAUGAAGCUAGUCAAUAGCACAUUGCUAGAGGAUUUCCUAGGUGGAGGACCAAAUACUACAGUCUCCACGUUCAGUAGCACGGCGGCCACAUUGUUGAGUUCCGUGACGGAGCAGUCGCAGAAUUUGGAUACCGAUGUCGAAACGGAUCCAGAAGAUGAUGAUAUCGCCGAGGAGGCUAUGGACAGUUCGGCAGCCGAAGAACCAGAAGACGCUGCUCUCGAAGAGAAUGACGAAGAUGAGCUGGAACAAGAUCAGGAGCAAGAUGAUGAUGAAAUGGUGCCACAGCAUGACAACGAUUUACCCGUAGCUCCCUAUAUAACCAAAAUGAUGCGCCUCAAUUCGGAAUGUUCGGAUCCGGCUCUGUUGAAGAACUGUUUGCCAGGUCAGAAAUGGAAAUGUGUCAACGAAGAUGGACGCUGGCGCAAACACAAAUGCAAAUUCCAUCUGCAAUUGGAACAUCAAUUGGCGACAAUGCCUCGCAAGCAAUAUCAACGGAAUUGCGCCUGCUUCACCUCCGAUGGUGUGGUCUAUACCAAAAUACGUGCCCCAAUGUCGUCUGCCUCGUCAAUGCAUCAUGUGCACAAGCGAACCCACAACUUGGCACACAGACGUAUGCGAAAUAAACGUGAACUCUAUCACACAGAAAUGCCCUAUGAAAUGGAAGAGUUACUGGAUCUUCAUCAAACGGUUGAUCUUCUCGAAGAUCAACAUCAUCGGAGUAAGCGUCAGACCAGCAAACAAAGUCAAAAUACUUCCCACGAGGCUGUCGCCCAGGUUAUUCAGCAAAUUCAGAAUACCUUGGAAACACUGGAGCACAAAUUUCAUGAGAAUGAAAUCAGCAAUUCCACCGCUUACAGUGGUAAAACGCCCAAGACGGGACGACGGGCUGGUCAUCGAUGUUACGUGGACGCAAACAAUGGGAAAGUCAAUUGCUCCGAUGUAAUCUAUAAUGAUGAGAAAACUUGGCGCACAUCUCGCAAUCAAAUCGACAUGUUGAUCAAAUUGUUGAAGGAUAAAAUCAGCACAUUAAAAGAUAUGAAGAAACAGAUGCGAGAGAGCAAGCAACAGGCGGCGGCGGCGGCAAAUGGACGACGAGGCGAUAGUCGACGACGAAAUGAGCUACUCUCAGAGACUGGAGAAGUACCCGAAUUCAACAUGAGUUACUUCAGAGAGGUGUCACACACUCCACGUCCCAUAUAUCAGCAAUCCACAUCCACAGCAAUGUCUAGCCCCUUGGGACAAAAAGAAAUCUUUCAUCAAGGCUCCAGCUUUGAUGAGGCGCACACAUCAGUACCAGAAUCAUCGACGCAUCGCCAAUAUGCCUCACGGGCCGAAUGCUAUUGCGAAGCUGAUAUCGGUGAAAACAAUGCUGAUUCUAAGGAAAUGGCUCGAGAGGCACGCCGCAAAUUAAAAGAGGAACGUCAACGGAAAAAGGAACGGAAACGUAUUAAGAAGGCACGCCUGGAGAAGGAAUGCUUAUCGGAGAAGAUGAAUUGCUUUUCGCAUGAUAAUCAACAUUGGCGUACGGCACCAUUGUGGAAUGACAGUCCAUUUUGUUUCUGCAUGAAUGCCAAUAAUAAUACCUAUUCCUGCUUAAGGACCAUAAAUGCCACACAUGAUUUUCUAUACUGUGAAUUUACCACUGGCCUGGUGACCUUUUAUAACUUAACUAUAGAUCGCUUUGAGACGACAAAUCGUGCUGCUAGUCUCACGCCGGGUGAAAGAGCCCACAUGCAUGAUGCCCUCGAGCAAUUGAAAAGUUGUCGUGGUCGCAACUGCAGUAUACGCAGACAUCAGGCGCCACAUUUAGAGCAGAUGCAACAUGUUCCGAGCCCCAGCAAUCAAGUGCAACGCAAUAACAAACGAAAACAUGUUCCUCUUUCGGGCAGUGUAGGACACUUUGGAUUUGUAGCAGGGCGCUCGGAAACAGAUGGAUCACCUAUAAAACGACGCAAGCUCUCCAAAUAUCAUAGAUGGACUGGAUCACAGCAUAUGCAUUUGAAGCGUAGGCCCUGGAAGCAUCAACAUACACAGCAGCAUUCCCACAAAUAUUUAUCCACCCAUUCAGGAGUCGAAUCCGGGAUGGCUUCUCAUUCAGUAUCGGCUUAGAGAUGCAAUUGAAGUAUAUUGAGAGGAGGAGUCCUCUCCCAGUGAAUGCACACACACACACACACAUGCACAUAUCCCAUGCGUACCUUGCCUUCCUGCCACUGCUGUCGUUUUUCUUUUUCGAUUGGAUUUCUCUUCGUCACCAUUAUCAUACAUAUUCAGCAUCAACAUCAUGCAUAUAUAAGACUGUGUUUUUCCUUUUUCUACUUACAUUAUAAUUCGUAUUUCGUAUAUAUUUUUAUAUGUUUUAACUUGUCUAUAGCUUUUUACUACUCAUAUUGACUUGCCACAUAAUUUGUAUAUAUACAU
Messenger RNA from Drosophila willistoni, 4043 nucleotides. It is a transcript of the gene Sulf1, whose product is annotated as extracellular sulfatase SULF-1 homolog. The coding region runs from base 288 to 3734 and encodes 1148 amino acids. The transcript has 10 exons. Gene Ontology annotation, molecular function: glycosaminoglycan binding; N-acetylglucosamine-6-sulfatase activity. NCBI's taxonomy places the organism in Eukaryota, Metazoa, Arthropoda, Insecta, Diptera, Drosophilidae. The record is from RefSeq and is a predicted model, not a curated record.